Exophiala oligosperma is the source of this 1757-nucleotide messenger RNA. RefSeq lists its product as uncharacterized. The transcript is spliced from 2 exons. NCBI's taxonomy places the organism in Eukaryota, Fungi, Ascomycota, Eurotiomycetes, Chaetothyriales, Herpotrichiellaceae. Gene Ontology annotation, biological process: monosaccharide transmembrane transport. The coding region runs from base 45 to 1565 and encodes 506 amino acids. The record is from RefSeq and is a predicted model, not a curated record. Gene Ontology annotation, cellular component: membrane. Gene Ontology annotation, molecular function: hexose transmembrane transporter activity.
GCUACUCCUGUUCUUCCCUCAACUCCAGCCUCUCUGUAGCCACCAUGGAUCGAGUUUUGCUAAACAGAACCAGCAGUGGUUACAAGUCCCUCAGGCAAGCUCCAGCAAAGGACUACGGUCUCCAAGGCGCCGACAGCCAUAUGGCUCCCUCGAGGCGCAUAACUCUCUUCCUCAUAUACCUCGUCUUCGUCGUCACUCUUGGCCCUUUUCAGUUCGGCUUCCAUCUGGGAGAACUCAACGCACCUCAGGGGGUCAUUACUUGCAAGUCUGACAAGCUACCUACCUAUGGCACUUAUGGCCUAUCUCGAUGCAUACCAAUGACUGCUGGACAAUGGGACUUGGUUCAGUCUAUUUUCACCAUUGGCGGACUGUUCGGUGCUUGCUUCAGCGGUUUCGUUGCAACCAAAUUUGGCCGCCUGUUCGCUCUAAAAUGGCUUACCUUCUUUCUCGGCAUGGGGCCAAUUGCAGAAGCACUCGCAAACAAGAUGUGGGUUUUGGCCAUGGGUCGAGCAUUGUCAGGGCUCGGUGCUGGUGCAGCCACAGUUGUCUGUCCGAUUUACAUCUCAGAAGUCGCCCCUCCAGACAGACGUGGGCUCUUUGGAGCCUUCACCCAGGUUCAGAUCAACUCCGGUAUCCUGCUUGCACAACUCCUCGGAUACUUUCUCUCAAAGAACACUAAAUGGCGUUGGAUCCUUGCAACUGCUGGGUUCAUUGCCGCCGCCACCUUUAUUGGCCUGAUGCUAGCACCCGAAACUCCAAAGUGGCUUGCAGCGAACCAUCGGCCUCGCAUGGCAAGAGGCAUCCUGCAACGCAUCAGAGGCAAGAACGUCGAGAUUCGGGAAGAGAUGGAGCAAUGGGAGAUAUCCGGAGAAGCUGAAGAAGAAAGUCUUCUUGGACCACCUCGUGGGCCUCGACUGCCAAAGAAAGAAGGGAAAUCCAUCCUUCAUGUUCUUCGAGUAUCCACAUAUCGCCGGGCAGUGAUUGCUGUGACAGGGACCAUGAUAGCUCAACAACUCUGCGGAAUCAAUGCUGUGGUGAUGUACAGUGUUGCAAUCCUUGGACAGAUCAUGCCGACCCGUGCAGCCUUGAUCACAGUCAUUGUAUCGGCGAUAAACGUCUUGGUCUGCUUGCUGUCCUCGCCCUUACCAGACAAGAUUGGUCGCAAGACAUGUCUCCUGAUGUCUAUCUUGGGCAUGGGCUCUGCUUCAAUCAUGCUAGCCAUUGGGCUAGAGCAAGAGAUUCUAUAUCUCACCAUCAUUGGCACUGGCAUCUUUGUAUGCAGUUUCGGCAUCGGCUUGGGUCCAGUUCCGUUCCUCCUGCCUAGUGAGUUGGUCGGGCCUGAAGCGGUUGGUGCAGUGUCUAGUGUGGCACUUGCAGCCAACUGGGUCUCUACGUUCAUGGUUGCACAGUUCUUUCCGAUGUUGAAUGCAGCCAUGCCUGAAGGGAGAGUGUGGUGGGUGUUUGUAGGAACCGCCGGUUUCUUUGGCAUGUUCGUUACAAUCUUUGUCCCUGAAAGCAAGGGAAAGGCGAAUCCAGAUGAGGUCUGGGGUAAGAGACAUCCCUGAGUGAAUAUUGGCCAAUCAUCAAUAUCUCGGGAGAUUACACGCCUGAUUGCUGCUUUGAAGAAUCAGGUAUGGAGUAUGGAUCAGACACGUUAUCCUAGGUCAGGGGUUAGCAAAUCGGAAAGACUGAAGUAGGAAGCUGUAUCAUUAGCGUAUUGUUAGCGACAUGGAACGAGAUCGCGGAUGCAUGCAGUC